Molecule: messenger RNA, 873 nt
Organism: Lucilia cuprina (Australian sheep blowfly)
Lineage: Eukaryota; Metazoa; Arthropoda; Insecta; Diptera; Calliphoridae
Exons: 2
Coding region: 108-764 (218 amino acids)
Source: RefSeq, a predicted model, not a curated record
ACACUUAGCAAAAUGCAAAAUAAAAACUUAGCAGGGGGUAUAUAAAUCGAAGUUAUUUGAAUAAAACAUCAAUAGUCAGUUGUUAAUUCAAGUGAUUUGUUUCCAAAAUGAAAUUCGCCAUAUUUGCCUUCAUUGCCAGUUUGUGCUUAGUGGCAGUUACUGCCAAAGCCACUGGUGAAUUAGUGGUCGUAAAUGACGACAUCCAAGUAUAUGAAUACAUUGCCCAAGAAUUGGCUGAAGAAAUUGCAGAAAUUGAACCACAAGGCAUUUUUACUGGUAUUUACUUUGUCUUGAAGAAAAUCGUAAAGACUCUUCAAAGUCUCGACUGCGCUCUUAAUGAAGUUUAUCAAAUCCAAGUUGCUGCCCAUACUUUCCUUACCGACAUUACCGCUUGCGGUGGUGAAAUUAACCAAAAAGUACAAACUUUGGUGAAUGCCGUUAAGGAUAUUAUUGAAACCAGCAAAGCUAUUGGUGGUUUAAACGAAGCUGUUUGCUCUAACGAUCAUGGUUCACGUGGUGUUAAAGGUGUUGUUUCCAAUGUUGUUGGCGGUGUUAAACUUGGUCACAAAUGCUCUUCCAAUAUGUUCCGUAAACUCUUGCGUUUGGCAAGACAAAUUAAACGUGCCAUCAAGUUGAUUAUUCAAAUUAAGAAUGUUCCCGGUGAUACUAGCAAAUGUGUUUUGGAUGCCGUCGAUAAUGUGGAGAAAUACUUCACUCAAUUCCCUGCCAACAUUAAGGCUUGCACCAAAUUGCCUUCCAACUAGUAAAUCGUUUGCAGCUAAGAUAGGCUUACAAAUUGAGAUAUGUAAUUUCGUUUAAUUGAUAAAUUGAUUUUUAUAGCGAUUAUUUUUUAAAUAAAUAUGUAAAUGUUUA